Prorocentrum cordatum is the source of this 457-nucleotide messenger RNA. The record is from the annotation of a GenBank genome assembly. NCBI's taxonomy places the organism in Eukaryota, Dinophyceae, Prorocentrales, Prorocentraceae.
AUGAGGCUGCUGCAGGACUUCAGAUCGGCCGAGCACGCGCAGCAGCUCGGCGCGGUGGCGCUGGCAGAGCUUUCUCAUGCGACGCUGCAGCAGCGCGAAGAGGCCUCGGCCAGCCGCGAGGCGGCGCCAAAGAGUCUGCGGCGGGACCUGGCCUCCGAGGUCAAAGAGGCAAGUCGAGAGUUGUCUCGAUUCGGGGACCUUCGAGCUGCCGUGAGGGAGGCGAGGCCGCGGGCAUUCGUGAAGGUGGAUUCUCCAACCGCCUCUUCGCCCGGCUCGCCGAGGGCGGCCUCGCCGAGCUCCCUCGAGAGGGCCGCCUCGCUGCUGGUGUCGCCGCUGCCGGCGCCGCUGUCGCCGCGCUGCGCUGCUACACGGGAGGUCGGAGCCUCAGGAGCCGCAGUUCGUGCCGCCACUGGCGGGUUGGGCCUGGCAGCGGCGGCGCGCGAGGCAGCGCUCUGUG